Messenger RNA from Hippocampus zosterae (dwarf seahorse), 2646 nucleotides. It is a transcript of the gene slc25a37, whose product is annotated as solute carrier family 25 member 37. The coding region runs from base 99 to 1100 and encodes 333 amino acids. Gene Ontology annotation, cellular component: mitochondrial membrane. Gene Ontology annotation, biological process: iron import into the mitochondrion. Lineage: Eukaryota; Metazoa; Chordata; Actinopteri; Syngnathiformes; Syngnathidae. The transcript is spliced from 4 exons. Gene Ontology annotation, molecular function: ferrous iron transmembrane transporter activity. The record is from RefSeq and is a predicted model, not a curated record.
GAAACGUCACUUCGGUUCUCCUACUCCGGUGAGUGGUGACGACCCAAGAUGUUGUGGACGUCCAAGCUGCGAAUAACUCGUUGAUAAACUCGCCACGCAUGGAGUUGAGCUCAGAGCGUGUGCUGGCACCGCUAGAGAUGUCGCAGACGGUGAGCCAAGGCGGCCAGCCCAGUGACGGCGACUACGAGAGCUUGCCGCCUCAUGUCUCGGUAACGACGCACAUGACAGCGGGCGCUGUGGCUGGCGUGCUGGAGCACACGGUCAUGUACCCUGUGGACUCCGUCAAGACAAGGAUGCAGAGCCUGCAGCCCGAACCCAAUGCCCAGUAUCGAGGUGUGUACGAAGCCCUGAGAAGGAUCAUCCGCACAGAGGGCUUCCUCAGACCGCUAAGGGGCCUCAACAUCACCAUGAUGGGCGCCGGUCCUGCCCACGCGCUCUAUUUCGCCUGCUACGAACGGGUCAAGCACUCCCUCAGCGGCAUCAUCAAAAGCGGAGGAAACAGCCACCUGGCUAACGGUGUGGCAGGCAGUGUGGCCACUGUCCUUCAUGAUGCCGUUAUGAACCCAGCUGAAGUGGUGAAGCAGAGGAUGCAAAUGUACAAGUCACCCUAUCGUGGACUUUGGGACUGCGUUUGCAAAGUGACACGCACGGAGGGCGCGGGCGCCUUCUACCGCAGCUACAGCACGCAGCUGACCAUGAACAUCCCCUUCCAGGCCGUUCAUUUCAUCACUUACGAGACCAUGCAGGAGUGGCUAAACCCCCACAGACACUACCACCCCGCCACGCACAUCGUGUCCGGGGCGGCGGCCGGCGCCAUCUCGGCCGCCGUCACCACGCCGCUCGACGUGUGCAAGACGCUGCUCAACACGCAGGAGAACGUUGCGCUCAGUUCCAUGAACAUCAGCGGCCAUUUGUCGGGAAUGGCCAACACUUUCAGGACGGUGUACAAGCUGGGCGGCGUGGCGGCGUUCUUCAAAGGGGCGCAAGCCCGAGUGAUAUACCAGAUGCCGUCCACGGCCAUUGCCUGGUCCGUGUACGAGUUCUUCAAGUACUUCCUGACCAAGCAGGAGGCGAGACCCGCUUCCAGGAAUGAAAAGUGAACAUGGUCUCUCCGAGAUGUUUUGAGGAAGUUAGCCGAGCAGCGACACGCCUCCUUGUUCCCGCACUGAUGUCUGCAUGUUUUUUUUUUCUCCAACCCGCGAUGACGUCACUCGAGGGCAAAUUCAGACAGUCAUCGUUCAACAUUCUUUCCUACACACGAGAGGGCCAUGUGUGUACGGAAGAAAGAACGUUGUCUUGAAUGAUGUUUAGACAUCUUAGUAUUUAUUUAUUUGUGUGGUUUAUAAUUUUAAGGGCUGCAGAAGGAAGCAGCACAACGCUGCUUUGUUUGCUUCAAUGUGUCUACUUAUAAGGAACGAGCGGACACGGUGAAAAGAAUCUUCACUCCAACUUCCAAGUGCCUCUUUUGCGCCAGUUUUGUAAGCAUAUUUUUAUUUGCGCCCCCAAACAUCUUUGCUUCUGAUAUAUUUGGACAUUUUUAUUAUUGCGGAUGCUUAUUUGACUACAUUUCAUUGAUCCACUAUGAGGAAAAUUAGUGUAUGAGGCAUUGAUCGGUACCACUGUAUUUUAAAGCAAUUUACAAAAUAAUCUCUCCCAAUGUUCUCAACUCCCGUGUCCAUGCCAACGCCGCGUUGAGUCAAAAAUGCCAUCGUGGAUGUAGCUCAACUUCCUAUAGCUGACGUCAUGGGACUGGACAUUUGAAAGCAAAUGUUGUGCUCCAUUCUACAAAUGGACGGGCAGAAAGACUUUCAUGAUGCAUGGUGUCGCUUCGCCACCCUUGAUUGUCAAUUCAUUGAUUGCUAUGUCAUCGCUGUUCAUUCUUGGGGUGUCUGUAUAAAGUUGUUCACUAACGACCCGCCUAUACUGGACCGCAUGGUGGCAGUAUACCGCUAUUGAAUCACGCACACACACGAUACGGUCCAAUGUAAUUGACAUGGGGCAGCUAUUGGAGGUCCGACUCUUGUACAUAAGUGUUGCAGAUUUUUUUAAAUCAAAUAUGAAAAACAUUUUACUCCGUUUUGUUUUUUUAAAGACAUUUCCUUGUCUGAAGACAUAAAAAUCGCAUCGGAGUGUUUAUUUUGGUCAUUGUGUACUACCCACCAAAGACUGGUAUCGAAUGACGUUUUUCUAUGCAUCUGCUUUGCAUCAUUGUGCCCACUCCAUUAGUCCUAACGUAGUCAGAGCCAAGAGGCUUUUUUUUUGUUUACAGUCACAUUGUGGUGACCACCGUGUGUCUCUAGCUGUCUCUACAUUGUUUCAAAUGUGGAAGGUCACUCGAGGGCAAAAUAAUCGCCUCCCCAUCUUUACGAAUCUACCCACCGGUGCAGUGGCAGUUGAAGAGGACUGUUUCGUUAUUGUAGGUUUUGUUUGGGUGUUUACAUGUGGCAUUUUUUUUCAUUCAUUCUUUUUACAUACACUAUAUAAGCCAUAGUUGCACUUGCCAUGAGCUAAUGGGAAUUAUUUUUCUGAGCUUUAUCCAUUUGCGUGAUCUGUUUCAUGAGUCUCAUGUCUAAUACAAGUAAAGAAAUAUGCUCACGUUGUCUUUGUCGGUCACGAAACUCUUAAUAAAACAUCAGAGUGCAGAGU